Messenger RNA from Miscanthus lutarioriparius, 1308 nucleotides. Lineage: Eukaryota; Viridiplantae; Streptophyta; Magnoliopsida; Poales; Poaceae. The record is from the annotation of a GenBank genome assembly.
AUGGCCGCCGAAGCGCAACCGCGGCUCCUAGUCCUCCUGCUCGCCUGGCCCUGCCUCUUCGUCGGCUCGCUGGCGUGUGGAGCUGCAGCUGCCGACCUGCUCCACCCGGUCGUCCUGCUGCCCGGAUACAGCUGCAGCCAGCUCGACGCGCGGCUCACCCACGAGUUCGAGCCCUCCACGGCGCCGAGCUGCGGCGCGCGCAAGGGGAAGGGCUGGUUCCGGCUGUGGAAGAACUACACGGCGCUGCAGGAGGACCCUGCACUGGUGCCGUGCUACGCCGAGCUGCUGCGGCUGGUGUACGACCCUGUCGCCGGCGAUUACCGCGACGUGCCCGGCGUCGAGACCCGCGUCGUGGCCUUCGGCACCACGCGGGGGUUCGGCUCCGAUGAUCCUGCCACCAAGAACACCUGCAUGGAAAAACUCGUUCAGGCACUGGAAGGAGUCGGAUACAGAGAAGGCGAGAACCUCUUCGGCGCGCCGUACGACUUCCGAUACGCGCCGGCGCCGCCCGGCCAGGCGUCCAGGGAGUUCUCCCGCUUCCUCUCCAAGCUACGGGUGCUCGUGGAGCAGGCAAGCGAGAGGAACGGGAACAUGCCGGUCAUCCUCGUGACGCACAGCCUCGGCGGCAUCAACGCCAACGUCUUCCUCAGCCGGAGCCCCCUGGCGUGGCGCAGGAGGUACGUCAAGCACUUCGUCAUGGUCUCCACCGGCGCUGGCGGCGGCGUGUUCCUGCUGCAGUUCGGCGGUUCGAAGCCGCCGUCGCCGCCGCCGACGGACCCGCUGUCGUUCCCCAAGCUGAACUUCGCCACCGCGUUCUCGGCCCUGCCGUCCCCCAAGGUGUUCGGGCACGCGCCGCUGGUGGUCACGCGUGCCAAGAACUACUCCGCCUACGACAUCCCAGAGUAUCUCAAGGCCAAUGGGUUCUCUGACGACGAGGUGGCGCGCUACGUGACGAGGGUGCUGCCGGUCACGCUGCGCUUCGGUGCGCCGGGCGUGCCGGUGACCUGCAUCAACGGUAUCGGCGUGGCGACGGUGGAGAGGCUGGUGUACUGGGACGGCGACUUCGGUGCGAAGCCUCAAGUGGUUUACGGCGACGGCGACGGGGCCAUCAACAUAGCGAGCAUGUUGGCGUUGGACACAUUGAUCGGGGCUCAACCGGAGCAGGAUUACUUCAAGUCGAUCCUGAUUCACAACACGAGUCACGGUGGCACCAUCUCGGAUGAUUUUGCCCUCAGGCGUGUGGUCAAAGAGGUUCUUGAUCCCAAUGGAAAUAGCAUGAACGAUGUUAAUAAGAAACAACAAUGUUGA